AUGUCUCCAAAGAAGGUCUUACUAGCUCUUACUUCAUAUAACGAUGUUUUCUACAGUGACGGCAGCAAAACUGGUGUCUUUGUAGUGGAAGCUUUGCAUCCAUUCAACACUUUCAGAAAAGAAGGUUUUGAGGUUGAUUUUGUAUCCGAGACCGGCAAGUUUGGUUGGGAUGAACACUCCUUGGCUAGGGAUUUCCUGAACGGACAAGAUAGGGUUGAUUUCGAAAACAAAAGUUCCGACUUCAAUAUGGCACUGGCUAAGGUCAAAACUCCAAAAGAAGUCAAUUCUGACGAGUACAAAAUUUUCUUUGCAUCUGCUGGUCAUGGUACUUUAUUUGAUUAUCCAAAAGCCAAAGACUUGCAAGACAUUGCGUCUGAAGUUUAUGCUAAUGGAGGUGUCAUCGCAGCAGUCUGCCACGGUCCUGCUAUUUUCGAUGGCUUAACCGACAAAAAAACCGGGAAGCCAUUGAUUGAGGGUAAAUCAAUAACUGGUUUUACUGAUAUCGGCGAAACCAUUUUGGGCGUCGAUAAUAUCCUGAAAGCUAAGGACUUGGCAACUGUUGAAGACAUUGCCAAGAAGUAUGGCGCUAAAUAUCUUGCUCCGAUUGGUCCUUGGGAUGAUUACUCCAUUACAGACGGAAAAUUGGUGACAGGCGUAAAUCCGGCCUCUGCCCAUUCCACCGCUGUCAGAUCCAUCAACGCUUUGAAGAAAUAA
Messenger RNA from Saccharomyces kudriavzevii IFO 1802, 714 nucleotides. It is a transcript of the gene HSP31, whose product is annotated as glutathione-independent methylglyoxalase. Bases 1 to 714 code for a protein of 237 amino acids. Lineage: Eukaryota; Fungi; Ascomycota; Saccharomycetes; Saccharomycetales; Saccharomycetaceae. The transcript has a single exon. The record is from RefSeq and is a predicted model, not a curated record. Gene Ontology annotation, molecular function: glyoxalase III activity.